AUGCGGCAGCGACUUGUCACGUCUGUGCGUGUCCGCGGCACCGCGGCGGUAGCGACGCCAACGGUCGGCGCGGUGGCAGCGCUGCAACGCCGCGGUGCCGCGUCAAAGGUAACGUCAAGGACUGUAGACACCCCAGCAAAAUCAUCGAAUUCCACAACGUCGUCGACGGCGCCGCGCACGAUCAUCGCGAACGCCGCAGCGCCGUUCAGCGGCACCUACCUAGACGUCGCCUGGACGCGGCAGUUCAUCCUCGGCUCUCUGCUACAGCGCUAUGACCCUCUGCGAUACGCACCGGCAUCGCCAUCCUCCCCGUCCUCCACCACCGCUCGGUUGGUGGAGUCGGCCUUGUUGGAGUCGCAGAGACUCCUUAGCUCAACGUGGAAGCUGCCCGUGCGACCCCUCGACACCGUGAGUGAGGCACGCAUCCUUCGGCUACUAGCCCGCUACGCCGCUGGCGAGGGCAUCCUCUCCGACACGGCUCUAGAGAUGCUGCAGCGCGUCUUGGUGCGCCUCCCUGGUGCCCCGGCGUGCAUCUCCGACCCUGUCCACAUGCGCACCCUGCUGGAGCUCAUUGGGUAUGUGGACCCUGGCGACAACCUCACCCGGGUCGCGUACGCUGGGGAGCUGCACUACCCCCCACAGGCGCACGCCUUCAUGACGGAGCUGCUGGCGGAGGGCCGACACCGCGACGGCGGCGACGCCUUCGACGCCAUACGCGAACGCCGAGCGGGGCCGGGGUACGCCAUCGACUCCGCCACGACGAGCGAGGUCGACGAUGCAAUCGGCGUCUGCGUGGAUAUGGCAACAGGUGCAAAGUACUUUGUCGUGUACGUCUCUGAUGCAACCGUCUACUGCCCCUUCGACAGCACCCUGGAGCAGUUGACGGCGCGGCGGCUGACAACCACCACCUACCUGCCAGAGGGGGUCUUCUUCAUGCUCCCAAAACCCAUCGUCGAGGCGGCCACGUUGCGCGAGGACCGACCGUGUCGCACCUUCAACGUCAUCUUCCAGAUCGAUGAGUCCACCGGCGAGGUGAAGAACUACUCCGUCGCCGUGGGGUGGCUGGAUCAGCUGCGGCGCAUCACGUACGAUCAGGUGCAGGAAAUUAUCAUCAAGGAGGAAGCCAGGGAGGAGGGGGACAAAGGCGCAUCGUCCUCGCCGCCUCUCUUGGCUGAGUGUGCCGACAGCGCGCAUCCCCCGCCGGCGUGGAUGACGCGUGAAGACAAGGACAACCUCUUCUACAUUCUUCGGUGUGCCCGUCUUCGACUGCGGGCUCGACUGGAGCGGCAGCAGCGACAGCGACAGCAACACCACUGCGGGGCCGGGGGCAAGGACUGCGGAGAAGAGGGGGUGCCGGCGACGCCGCCGGUGGACUUCAGCCUCCCCGACCCCCACAUCGAAGUCAAGGGCACCACGGUGCUCUCCGUCACCGAUCAGGUCAUCUCCACCCAAGACGCCCGCCUCGCCGUGGCGGAGCUGAUGAUCGCUGCGAACGAGGUGUGUUCACGUGUUGCACAGGCCAACCACAUCCCAAUGCCGUUCCGCGGCACUCGCGCCCUCUCCAGCGAUCAUCUCGUGGCGCAUUACUACACAGAACCCGAAGGUGUGCGCACUCUGACGUCGCUCGACGCCUCGCACAUCUUCCUGGCCGAAGCCAUGCAGUCCUCCGUGCGUCGCCUCAGCACCGUGACACGCGCCAUCUACCAUCACGUCCCUCUCCACCAUGCUGGGCUCAACACGACCUUCUACACCCACAGCACAAGUCCGCUGCGUCGGUAUGCCGACAUGCUCGUGCACCAUCAGCUCAAGGCGUGGCUCUGGCAGCAGCGCCGCGGUGGCGGCGGUAAUGACCGGACCAGUGCGGCCUCCACCUCUGCCGCGCGUGCUGCCACGGUGGCCGCGCCUCAGCAGCCCAUUCCCGAGCAUGCCAUGGCUUCUCUGUGCGCCAUGAUCAGCACGAAGCAGGAGCGCGCCAGUCUCCUGCAGGACAACAGCGUGCGUUUUUGGAUUUUGCGGUACCUCGAGGACUUGGAGCGUGCCUCGGCCAACGCCGCCGCUGCUGCUGCUGCUCGUGGUGGUAGUGAUGGUGACACGCAUCACAAGAAGACCUACCUGUGCUUGGUUGGUGAGACACGCCGCGUGGUGGCCGCGCCGGCGUACAGCCGCUUCGCGUGCUCCUCGGCGGAGAUGUCACAGCUACUGUCCCUACCGCUGGCAGCACCGUCCACCACCUCGAGCACGGUGCGGCGCCCCGCAUCGUUGCAGAUGGACGCCGUUGCGCGUUGGCGGCAGGAGACUCCCGAGUUCACCUACGUCUCGGACGUGUACAUCCCUGAGGUGCAGCUGGCGCACACGAUCACUCACCACCGCAACGACGUCCUUGUCGGAGCUGUGCUCGAGUGCCGCAUCACUCGCGUUCAACCUACGCAAGGGGUGUUGGAGUUGGCCAUUGAACGUGUCCUCCCCGGCGGCGAUGAGCGGCACUACGAGCGCCUCUGGAUGGGUGGGGUUGUGUCCCAGCUGGAUGCGUGA
Messenger RNA from Leishmania mexicana MHOM/GT/2001/U1103, 2532 nucleotides. Its product is annotated as putative mitochondrial exoribonuclease DSS-1. Gene Ontology annotation, molecular function: RNA binding; 3'-5'-RNA exonuclease activity. The coding region runs from base 1 to 2532 and encodes 843 amino acids. NCBI's taxonomy places the organism in Eukaryota, Euglenozoa, Kinetoplastea, Trypanosomatida, Trypanosomatidae. Gene Ontology annotation, cellular component: P-body; exosome (RNase complex). The record is from RefSeq and is a predicted model, not a curated record. Gene Ontology annotation, biological process: mRNA catabolic process. The transcript has a single exon.